Schistosoma curassoni is the source of this 1185-nucleotide messenger RNA. The record is from the annotation of a GenBank genome assembly. Lineage: Eukaryota; Metazoa; Platyhelminthes; Trematoda; Strigeidida; Schistosomatidae.
AUGACAAAGAAGAAACUAUCCGAAAAAUACAAACAGAAACUAUCAAAACAUCCUAUACCUAAAUCAAAUAAUCCACAAGGAAUAACUGUUGUUAGUGAAUUUGUUCGACAAUUUGUUCGACGUCAUGUUAAUGAAAAUCAACGUAAUCAAUCUGAUUUAUAUUGGCGUCCAGGUUCUAAUAUUAGUCAUAAUAUAAAUUUAUUACCACAAUCAACAAAAAUUCAUCGAUUAAAACAGAAACAAACGUCUAAGACAAAUGAUAACCCUGUCAAAAUAAAUCAUUCUAAUAUAAAGAAAAAAUCUUUCAAUAAAUCAAUAAUCAAUCAAAAACCAUCGAUUAUAUCAAUGAAUUUAUCCAAUCAAUUACAUAAUUUAUGGAAUGGUUAUUUUCAAUCUGUUAUGUCUAUUCUUCCUACUAAAUUAAAUGAUCAUAAUUGUAGUAAUUUUAAUUUAACAAAAAAUUUAGAUACAAUUUUACGUUUGAAUUUAAUUGGUGCUCAACUUAAAAUUCUACGUUCCACAUCAUGUCGAGCUGGUAUAGAAGGUAUUGUAGUAAUGGAAACAAAGAAUACAUUUUGUUUAGCAAUAAAUUCAUUACAUAAUGAAUUAUCAAGUGAAUCAUUAGUAACUCUUACUACUGUUCCAAAAUUAGGUUCAUUAUUUUCACUCACUUUACCUCAUAUUGUUAAUAAAUCAAAUAAUAAUCAUAGUAGACAUCAAAAAAUUGAAAUUUUACUUAAUGGUGAUCAUUUAACACAUCGAUCAGUUGAUCGAGCUAUACGUAAAUGGAGAUAUAUACCAACAACAGCAUAUGAAUAUAAUCAAAAUGCAUUAACAACUGAAGCUAUUUUAUCGAAUGUACUCAUUGAUAAUGUAAUAAAUAGAUGAUUAUUUGAAUUGUUUUAAAUUUAUGUACAGAUAAUUUGUUGUAGUUGCUUGUCAGUUUGGACUUUUUUUUGUAAGUGACUCAAGAAGUGAUUAAGUUGUCAGUGAGAGAGCGAGAAAGUGUGUGUGUGUGUGUGACGAUAACUUCAAAUUUUUAAGAUAAUUAUGGUUGCAUCCGUUACUUAUUUACUUACGUCUGUUACUCCUCGUAGAUUAGCAUAGGCCGCCCACCAGCACUAUCCAUCCAACCCUGUCCUGGGUAAUCCUUCCCAGCUCUUUUUAGUUGUUAUUCAUCCUUUU